Drosophila takahashii is the source of this 2634-nucleotide messenger RNA. RefSeq names its product facilitated trehalose transporter Tret1. Gene Ontology annotation, molecular function: transmembrane transporter activity. Gene Ontology annotation, cellular component: membrane. NCBI's taxonomy places the organism in Eukaryota, Metazoa, Arthropoda, Insecta, Diptera, Drosophilidae. Gene Ontology annotation, biological process: transmembrane transport. The record is from RefSeq and is a predicted model, not a curated record.
GGUACAAAAAGAAAUUAUUUUUCGGUUCGUGCACAUAUAAACACGUAACAAUCAAUUGUGUCAAAAACCUCAGCACUCCCAAGCGCAUAAUAAACCAGCCGAAAGAAAGCAGGCAAAACAAGAAGACCAAUAAAUGUCCAAUUAUAAGAUUUUUUGUUUGUCUGUGAUUUUGAAAGGUUUUGCCACUUAGCACCCACUGCCGAACCCAUCGAUAAGUAAUGAUAAUGAUCAAUAGCGGUGGCCAAAUGGUUUCCAACUAAGUGAAAAGAGCCGCAGUUUAAUCGGAAUCGGAAUACAUAGACAAGCCGCACAAGGAUAAGCAGGCACUUGAGCAAACAGAGAGCUGCAUUAAGUAUACGCAGCGCAUCAAGUAUACGCCGCGAUGGCCAAUGGCAAGGCUGUUACAGCUGCCGCGACAGCUGAGAAAAACGGCUCGCUGAACGAUCGGCCAUUGUUUAUGCAAAAUAGCAACGGCGGACGCAUUGCGACCAGCGAUGUGCAAGUCAGCAACUUCCGACGCGCCCUCCCGCAGUUUUUAGCUGUUAGUAUUAAGAACAUAUUGCUAUUCGGAUAUGGCAUGACCCUGGGCUUCCCCACAAUCGUAAUACCCGCCAUUCAGGGAGGUGAGGGACGCAGCGAAGUCAGCGGCGACAUAGUCCUCAACAAGGACGAGAUCUCUUGGUUCAGUUCCAUUAACCUCAUAUGUGUGCCUCUGGGAUGCCUCUUCUCCGGUCUACUCACUCAACCACUGGGCAAACGACGAGCUAUGCAGUUUGUCAACCUGCCGAUUCUGGCCGCCUGGCUGAUGUUUCACUUCUCGACCCGCACGGAACACCUGUAUGCGGCUUUAUGCUUGGCUGGACUUGGUGGCGGAUUAAUGGAAGCGCCGGUGCUCACCUAUGUGGCCGAAAUUACGGAGCCCAAAUACCGCGGAAUACUGUCCGCUUUGGGAACUACGUGCGUCAUCACGGGCGUCUUCAUCCAGUUCAUCCUGGGAUCCCUGAUGGACUGGCGCAGUGUGGCGGCGGUGAGCUCGGCCUUUCCGGUGAUCACCAUCAUAAUGCUAUGCUUUGUGCCCGAGAGUCCGGUUUGGCUGAUCCGGGAGCAGCGUUUCCGGGAGGCGGUGAAGUCCCUCCAAUGGCUACGCGGCUGGGUUCCCGAACACAUGAUCGAGGCGGAGUUCAAUCAGCUGUACGACGAACUGAUCACCCAGAAGGCCAUCGAGCUGUCGGCGGAUGGGGUUCCUCUGCCGGGACAACGUCGCACUUUGGGUCAACGACUGAGGAUGUGGCGAAAGAGGAGCUUCCUGGUUCCCUUCCUCCUGGUCUCCUUCAGUUUCUUCACGGGUCACUUUUCCGGAAAGACCCCGCUGCAAACGUAUGCGGUGCAGAUCUUCCACACCCUCAAGGCGCCGAUGAACAAGUACCAUGCCACAAUUCUCCUCGGAGUGGCCGAGAUGCUGGCCACCAUCCUGGGCGUCGUCCUGAUCCAUUUCACCGGGAAGAGACCCUUGGUUUUGGUCUCAACAGUGGGCACAGGUCUGUGCUUCUUUGGCACGGCCACUUAUGCCCAUUUCCUGAGCGAAGUGCCGGGAUUUACGGUCAACAAUGUGGUGGUCAAUGCCUCCUUGAUUAUGCCGAAAGAGGGGAUCCUUUCGCAGGAGAAUAUCUCCAGGAUAUUUGAGACGGAACAGCAGGCCAUUCGGCAGGAAACGGAGCACUUGACUACCCUCCUGCCGGACAUGGAAACCACUACGUUUGAACCGGAAGUUUAUAACCGCAGUAGGCGGGAUCUGGAUGAAAUGAUGACCACCGAUGUGCCCAUGGACACCACCAUGUGGCCAGAGCCCUCGAGCAGUAAGGUGUCCUCUUCAUCCUUGGCGCCUUCUUCGACCUCGGCCAAGCCACCCAUUGUGGAGGAACUUCUGCUGGUGGUGCCCAAACAGGAGAACAACUACCUCGUCUGGGUGCCGCUCAUCCUGCUGCUCCUCUCCGCCUUCUUCUCCCAUCUGGGUAUCCGAAUGCUGCCCUGGAUCCUUAUAGGCGAAGUCUUUCCCGCCGAGAUACGCAACACUGCCUCGGGAUUCGCGGGCGGAGUGGGUUACAUCUUUGGCUUCCUGGCCAACAAGCUCUUCCUGGUGAUGCUGAGUGCCCUGACCCUGCCCGGAACCUUCGCCUUCUACGCCAGCGUGGCCUUCGUGGGCACCGUGGUCCUGUACUUUACACUUCCGGAGACGGAAGGCCGCACACUGGGUGAAAUCGAGGCCCACUUCUCCAAGAAAUCCGACAUGAAUCUGCUUCGCAAGCAGCCCAGCAACAAGUUGCCCAUCAAGGAUGAAGCCCAGUACCCAGGAGCUGCCAUCAAUGUCCAGGGCAGCUUCCAUGUGCCCAUCACUUCGCAGCAGCAGGCGAAGAUUAUCCAUUUGCAGCAGAGCGACUUUGCGCCCCGGCCCCAAAACGGAAGGACAGCCGGAGUUGGGAUGUCCAAUCCGGCCUUCGAGGAGAGCAACACCACACAUUUGUGAGGGGCUGAAAAUGGAGACUAUGUCAACCGUGUCACCACCUAAACAUCCUUUCCAAGUGCUUAACAUUCCAGUGAUAUUUCUGAGAAAUAAACUUAACUAUCUAGAUUUAU